Messenger RNA from Beauveria bassiana ARSEF 2860, 3360 nucleotides. RefSeq names its product kinesin related protein 1. Gene Ontology annotation, molecular function: ATP binding; nucleic acid binding; microtubule binding. The coding region runs from base 1 to 3360 and encodes 1119 amino acids. Gene Ontology annotation, biological process: microtubule-based movement. The transcript has 7 exons. NCBI's taxonomy places the organism in Eukaryota, Fungi, Ascomycota, Sordariomycetes, Hypocreales, Cordycipitaceae. The record is from RefSeq and is a predicted model, not a curated record.
AUGAACGAAGGGCACCACGAUACGCCUAAAAAAGCGCGUUUAAAAGGGAUUUGUGAGUACCUUGAGUUCGAGGGCAUCCCCUAUAAGCGUAAGAAGCUGUACAAGUUUGUGGGCGUCUCACCAGCGCGUGGCAGAGCGAUUCUCAACAGCUUCAAAGCCCAGCAGUUGCCCUGGGCCUCUGUGGCCCUUAAGGCCGCCAGCGAUCUUGACCUCUCUGGCCGGACCGUACGCCGCCGGCUUAACGAGCGAGGGAUACACAAGCGAAUUGCUCAACAGGUUGACUACGUGUUGCCGGCUCUGGCUAAGAGACGGCUCGAGUGGGCACAGCACACAUUGAACCUUCGCCCACGGGCUAAAGACUGGCACGAGGUCGUCUUCUCUGACGAGACGCACUUUGGAUACGGCUCUGAAGGUACUGCCUGGAUCGCCAGGAAAGCCGGCACUCGUGGCGAUCCUGCCGUGGGAUACGAUUACAAGAGCCCUCUUAUCUGGUAUGAGGUGCCUGGUAAUACUAACGGCAAGAUGAGCCAGAAAGUGUAUCUGGAGACCGUUUUAGAGGGCUUCGUCAAGCCGUGCCUUAUGAAGACCUUCGAGGACCUUAGCCGGCCACUUGUCCUCGAAGAAGAUGGCGAUAGUGGCCACGGGCCAGGUAAGGAUAACCCGGUCAGGGCCUGGAAGGAAAAACACGGCCUACAGUACUUCUUUAAUUGCCCUCAAAGCCCGGAUUUAUCGCCUAUAGAAAACUGCUGGCUCGCGACUAAAGAGGCCUUACGCCAAAGACCUCAUUGGGAUGAAGAUACUGUCAAACAGCUAGCCGAAGAAGGAUGGUUAGCAUUAAGCCAGGAGACCAUCAACGCCUGGAUUGAGAUAUUUACUUACCGACGAAGGCGCAUUAUCGUUUGUGUACAACCAAUCCCGCGCCCGCGCCUCGUCGAUAUCAUGGAAACUUUGGAGAAUGCUGCAAAUCGGACUUCUAGAAUAAGUCGACUGCCUGGUCCUUCCGCGCCCUCAGGUUUAUCCGAAUUGAGCGAGUCACAACACAACACUCGCAAUCAAUCCGCCAUUCCUGCUCUUGGCGGAGUCAAGAAUUUGAAGCGCGAGAUUCCUCAACCUGCCAUCUCUCAACCAGAGCCAAAACGAAAACUCCUGUCCGAACGUGCUGCCGAGUACCUACCCAAGCCGGCGCACAGCUAUGGCACCCGAGCGAACGUGGUCAAGGGCCUUGCGCUUACGAGUGCGUCCCAGUUGAGGUCCUCCUACCGACAACAGACAGAUCAAGUGCCAUCGGUCAGUAGCUUCACGAAGAGCUUGGGCCCUAGCAGAGAACGAUCAGGCACAAAGAUGACUGCCAUUCGCCCUCCAUCUGCGCGCCCUCCAGCUGCACGUUCGAAGGGCCAGGCGCCGCGCCCCAAAACAUCUCACGGACACCGCGACGAAGACCUUCUCGAUCAAACGACAAUCACAAACGCUUUCGACGUCGAUGGACGAGUUGGAGAGAUGGAAUCGCAAUUUAAGGAACUAAAGGACAUAGUAAACAGCUCGCUUACAGAAAAAAAGGAAUAUGACGAUGCCCUUGAGCUGGCAAAGACGCGCGCGGCCGAACUCGAAAGCGAUCGCCAUAAACUGACCGGGCGCAUUGAAUUCCUGAAUGCCGAGCUCGAAAGCUCUAGAGAGGAGCGCCACUCCUUGCGACAUCAACUCGAGGAGAUUCAGUGGAAGAACCAGCGAGAGGUUGAUCAGCUCAACCGUGACCACUCGAGAGUUGUCGAGGAUCUGUCUCGUCAGCAUCGUACCGCAGUCGAAGAUCUUGGCCGCGACCUGGAUCUUCUCAAAGAUCAAGAAACGAAGCAACAUCAGGAGCACAUCGAGUCAAUCACCCGAAAACACCAAAAGGCCCUGGAGGAUGAACGCCAACGCAAAGAACGGGAGAUUCAAGAUUUGCGAUCGCGACUGGGCAACGAAGCACAGGAUAUGAAUUUGAGCAUUCAACGGAAGGAACGUGACUUGCAAGAUUUGCGUGCCGAGAACGAGAUAUUUCGUAGCGAAAUUGAGCGCCAAAAGAAUCUCAAUGGCAAUCUGCAGUCCAACAUUGCCGAGCUUGCUGCCGCCAAUACAACGCUGGAAGCCAAACUGAACUCGGUUCGUUCACAAGUGGAGUUUCUCGAGUCUGGUAGCAAAGCACAAUCCGACUCCUUUGCAAAUAUGGAGGCCAGGCUCCAAGACGCUCUUCGAUUAGCUGAGGAAGCGAAGCAGAAGCUGAUCAGGGAGGAAACUGAAAGGCGCAUCCUUUUCAACAAAUACCAAGAGCUCAAGGGCAACAUUCGCGUCAUGUGCCGAGUACGUCCAUCUUUGGAGACUCCUAAGGAGGAUCACGCCGGCAUUUCCUUCCCGGACGACAAAACGUCGGCAGAAAUUGUCCUCGCAGGACCGGAAGAGCGUAGCAGCCUAGGCGUAGUCUCGCGGAGGAACUAUCCUUUCGAGUUCGAUCGCGUCUUUAUGCCGGCCUCCGAGAACGAAGAAAUUUUCGGCGAGAUUUCACAACUUGUCCAAAGCGCAUUGGAUGGCUAUAACGUUUGCAUUUUCUGUUAUGGCCAGACCGGCUCUGGCAAGACUCAUACCAUGUCGUCGGACGAUGGGAUGAUUCCCCGCGCAACACACAUGAUUUAUGACACAAUCAAAAAGCUAAAAGAAAAAUCCUGGGAGUACUCCAUGGAGGGCUGUUUUGUCGAGGUUUACAACGAAGAACUAAACGACUUGCUAGUACCGAACGAGCGUAAUUCCAAGAAGCUUGAAAUUCGGCACGACGAAGCGCGCAAGCAAACCACUAUCGUCAAUUGCACAAUGGUCAAACUGAGCUCGGCCGAUGUUGUCGAGACGAUGCUAAGUGAGGCGCAAAAGAAUCGAUCAGUGGCAGCGACCAAAGCCAACGAACGCUCGUCUCGGUCGCACAGCAUAUUUAUUCUUAAGCUCGUGGGGAGGAACUUGGCCACUGGAGAGCAGUGCGAAGGCACAUUGAAUCUAGUAGACCUGGCAGGCUCGGAGCGUCUCAAGCACUCGCAGGCCGAGGGCGACCGCAUGAAGGAAACGCAGAACAUCAACAAGAGUCUCAGCUGUCUGGGUGAUGUGAUUGAAGCUCUGGGUCGCGGAUCCGGCCAUAUUCCGUACCGCAACUCCAAGCUGACGCACCUCCUUCAGUACAGCCUUGGUGGUAACAGCAAGACUCUGAUGUUCGUCAUGGUGUCACCGCUGGAGGCGCACCUCAAAGAAACGCUGACAAGCUUACGAUUCGCGACCAAGGUAACCAUGGCCCGUAAACCAACAUUCUCUUUGAGGCAUAUCAGACUAACGGCAUAUCUGUAG